Molecule: messenger RNA, 459 nt
Organism: Hippopotamus amphibius kiboko
Lineage: Eukaryota; Metazoa; Chordata; Mammalia; Artiodactyla; Hippopotamidae
Gene: ARL14EPL
Product: ADP ribosylation factor like GTPase 14 effector protein like
Exons: 3
Coding region: 1-459 (152 amino acids)
Source: RefSeq, a predicted model, not a curated record
AUGAGUGAGCAAGCAGAAAAAAACAAUUCCACGCAAGAGAGACAUGCAGGUCAAAGUCCUCCUGAGAAAAACUGUCAAAUCGGACAGAAGCAACUGCAACAGAUAGAGCGGCAGUUAAAAUGCUUGGCUUUUCAAAACCCUGGACCACAGGUAGCAGAUUUUAAUCCUGAAACAAGGCAGCAGAAAAAGAAAGCGCGGAUGUCAAAGAUGAAUGAGUAUUUUUCUGUAAAAUACAAAGUUAUGAAGAAGUAUGACAAAAGUGGCAGGCUCAUCUGCAACGACGCUGACCUGUGCGAUUGCCUGGAGAAGAACUGCCUGGGCUGCUUCUACCCCUGCCCCAAGUGUAACUCCAACAAGUGUGGCCCCGAGUGCCGGUGCAACCGCCGCUGGGUCUACGACGCCAUCGUCACCGAGUCUGGGGAGGUCAUCAGCGCGCUGCCGUUCAACGUUCCCGACUAG